AUGACAGAAAACUACAAUAACGUCACCCACUGGAAUGCCAGCUAUGAGUAUUACCAAAAAUUAGAUUUCAUAAGGCACGUGGUAACAUGCAUCAUCAUUAGUAUCGGCCUUCCUCUGACGCUCAUGGUCAUCUAUGCUCUUUGCUUUCUGGUAAGAAAGGAUCAUGUGGCUCCAAUCUACGUCAUCAACCUUCUCAUUACUGACGUCAUUCAGUUCUGCUUCCUGCUCAUUCAGGAGAUAAAACAGAAUGAUGACAUCGUACGUUAUAUUUACCGCAGUAGCCUAGUGACCAGUAUUCGCUUCAUGGUGUGUGUCUCACUGGAAAGAUAUUUGGUCAUCGCCCACCCACUGUGGUACCGCUUCAAACGAACCAUCAAGAUCUCUGUGGUGGUCAGUGUCGUGGCCUGGCUCAUUCCUCAUGUCAUUUUGCUCCCUCCGUUUCUCCUCUCUUGGUUUCUCCGGGUUCCUGUUAAAGUGAUAUAUUGCGUCUAUGUAAUUUUCUUCAUCAUUCCCUUCCCACUGUUCAUAUUCUUCCUGGUUGGGACCUUCAAAGCGCUCUCUGCUUCCGUCUCCGUCCCCUCUGAAGAAAAACGUAGAAUUGUUGGAAUGUUGGUCCUGGUGCUGCUCAUUUACACACUGCUGUUCCUGCCCUGCAUAAUUUUCACUCUUCUCAAGUACAUGAACAUAUUAGACCGAACUGUGUUUGGCUUAUCUGUUAUGUUUAUUAAGCUGAGUCCUCUUGCAGACUUAAUUUUGUACGUUUUCUUGAGAAAAGAGUCCAUUGGCAAGCUUUGUACCACUGUGAACUGGUGCAGAGUUGCCAACGCUGACACCAACAUAUAGACAGUAUGAAUGUGGACAACAUUUUUAAAAUUGAGCUCCAUGGAGGAAGAGACGAUGAGGAGA
Labrus bergylta (ballan wrasse) is the source of this 906-nucleotide messenger RNA. Lineage: Eukaryota; Metazoa; Chordata; Actinopteri; Labriformes; Labridae. The record is from RefSeq and is a predicted model, not a curated record.